CUCUCUUGGUUGCACUCUGGUCUCUGCUUGUUCUGAUUCGACCAUAAAGAGCCGGUCACGACAUUAAGAGAGAGGCGGACGCUGAGGUGCUGGUCAGUCUGAAGAAGGCAUGACAAGGUGCGGAGCCCUGAACCCAUUCAGGAGGUGUGUGUCAUCUUGUGGAUGCAAUAACAGUGUCAUGGCUGCUUUCAAGGGAGUUUGGACUCAGGAAUUCUGGCAAGCGGUUUCUGGGGAGUUCCUUGCCAUGUUAAUAUUUGUGCUACUCAGUCUGGGUUCCACUAUCAACUGGGCAGCAAAAGAGGAGAACCCUCCACCCCCCAACCUUGUCCUCAUCUCUCUCUGCUUUGGCUUGUCCAUCGCAACCCUCAUCCAGUGUUUCGGGCAUAUCAGUGGUGCCCAUAUCAACCCGGCUGUUACUGCAGCAAUGGUUGCCACACGGAAGCUGAGCCUGGCAAAGGGUGUGUUUUAUUUGUUGGCACAGUGCCUGGGAGCAGUGGUGGGGGCGGCAGUUUUGUAUGGGGUGACCCCAGCAGCAGUCAGAGGAGGACUGGGGGUGACUUCUGUCAAUGUUGGAAUCUCCUCUGGUCAUGCAAUUGUGAUUGAACUCAUAAUCACUUUUGAGCUCGUCUUCACCGUCUUUGCCACCUGUGACCUCAAACGCAGUGAUCUCAAAGGUUCGUCAGCAUUGGCUAUUGGCCUUUCAGUGUGCAUCGGCCAUCUGUUCGCUAUCCCAUACACUGGGGCCAGUAUGAAUCCAGCUCGCUCUUUUGGUCCUGCAGUCAUCAUGGGAAAGUGGAGUGACCAUUGGGUGUAUUGGGUGGGCCCUUUAAUAGGGGGUGUUCUUGCCGCUACUGUGUAUGAAUAUUUGUUUUGUCCCGACCCUGACCUGAAGCAUCACUAUGCCAAAGUCCUUUCAAAGGGCCCCUUUCAGAUCGACCAAUAUCGGGUUGCGGACACAGAUGCUUUCCCCAAUGAUCAAGCUCAGCUUAUGGUCAAGCAGGCAACAAUCAGAGUGCUGGACAUGGAGAGGGCGGAGAAGAAGGAGAGAGAGUCAGCCGGAGAGGUGCUUUCAUCUGUAUGACUAUUGAGAGGCACUGAGGAGAAACACCAGAAAAAUUACGGCAAUAACCAUCUCAAAGAGACAGAUCUGAUCUAGAUUCACUGUGUGAGUUUGUUAAUACUUCUGAUACAAAAUUACACUCGAAACUCUUCACUUUAUAGACAAAGAAUGAGCUAAGAACCCCCUAAUGGUUUGACUUAUUACACACCUCUUUUGACCACUUAAAGGGAUUUUUA
Xyrauchen texanus (razorback sucker) is the source of this 1296-nucleotide messenger RNA. RefSeq names its product aquaporin 4 (gene aqp4). Gene Ontology annotation, molecular function: water channel activity. Gene Ontology annotation, biological process: transmembrane transport. Bases 110 to 1081 code for a protein of 323 amino acids. Gene Ontology annotation, cellular component: basolateral plasma membrane; plasma membrane. The record is from RefSeq and is a predicted model, not a curated record. Lineage: Eukaryota; Metazoa; Chordata; Actinopteri; Cypriniformes; Catostomidae. The transcript is spliced from 5 exons.